AUGACGGCCAUCUACGUCAAGAAUCGACUGCCGUCACCUAAAGUCGUGCACAAGACCCCGUUUGAGAUCGUCUACAACUUGAAACUAAGCGUCAAGCACAUGCGAACAUUCGGGUGUCAGACAUACAUACUGACGCCGAAAGAGAAUCGACUCAAGUGGGAUCCAAAGGCUCGCGCUGGCAUAUUCGUGGGCUACGAAGAAGUUUCGAAGGCAUAUCGUGUUUAUGACAUCGAGGCGGGGCAGGUGGUUAUCAGCCGCGAUGUCAACUUCGACGAGUCCACCUUUGGACUUCAACUGCCGAUCACUGAUGAAGAUGUCGAUGACCUGGACUUCGAAUUGCUGGAUCUUGAUGACAAAGAGCUGCGUCAAAUGAAUUACAAGCAAACAGGCAAGCGCAAGAACCGACUCAAUGAUGAAGAUACAGCAGCUCCACGACCGCGUGCAGUGCGUCAACGACCAGGACUAGAAGAGUCAAGCGCGCCGGAAAACAACUCGUCACGCCAAGAAGAAGACGAAGAAACGAAGGAUUCUGGUGAUUCAACACCACCUGUGUUUUGGCGUGCGAGUGCAAAUGCCGUUGAAGCAGCAGUGGACUCAUCAGAGCCCUCAACAUUUGAGGCGGCAGUGAGCAGCCCUGGGCAAGUGCACUGGAGAAAAGCAAUUCAUGCAGAGCUCGAGUCAAUGCGACUUCGCGGUGUGUUUCGUGCAGCCAAGCUGCCCAACGGACAACACGCCAUUGGCACAAAAUGGGUGUUCAAGAUCAAGCGCAAGGCGGAUGGGUCAAUCGAGAAGUACAAGGCACGACUUGUGGCCAAGGGUUUCCGCCAAAAGUAUGGCAUCGGCUACACGGAGACGUUUUCGCCUGUGGUCAAGUAUGUGACGCUGCGAAUGGUGAUCGCAAUUUUCAAGCACUUUGGAUGGCCCAUCGACCAGCUUGGUGUGGUGACGGCUUUCCUGUAUGGCAUCAUGAAGGAACAAGUGUUCUGUGUGAUUCCUGAAGGCGUCGAACUUGACAGUACGUUCGACUGCCUGGAAUUGGUGAAGUCAAUUUACGGCCUCAAGCAAGCGUCGCGAGUGUGGAACGAGACGUUCGACGAGUAUGUGUGCUCCAUCGGAUUUCAAGUAUCGGACUUCGACCCAUGUCUCUACAUCAAGACUUCGGACGGCCAUUGCGUGUUUAUACUGGUCUUCGUGGACGACGUCUUGGUGACUGGAAGCUCGCUCGAGCUGAUUGCACAAACCAAGAACGACCUGAAGACGCGGUUCGAGAUGACGGACAGCGGCAAGUGUGCGUUUGUUCUUGGGAUCGAGCUUUUGGACGGUGAAGAUGGCAGUGUGACACUAUGUCAGCGUCGGUAUGUCGAUGAUAUCCUCAAGCGCUUUGGCAUGGAUGAUUGCAAGGCAGUCGCAAGUCCAGUCGACAUGAGCUCUCGACUUGUUUCAAGUGAUGCAACUACCAAGGUCGAUGCUCCUUUUCGCGAAGCUGUUGGUGCGUUGAUGCACCUGACCACUGCAACGCGUCCGGACAUUGCGUUUGGUGUGGGCUAUGUGUCGCGGUUCAUGGAAAAUCCCCAAGAAGAACACUGGGUUGCAGUUAAGCGUAUCUUUCGCUAUCUACAAGGCACCAAGACGCAUGGAAUUUGCUACAAGCCAAGUGCAAGGAUCGACUUCCGUAGAUAUUCGGAUGCGGAUUGGGCUGGUGAUCUUACCGACCGCAAGUCAACAUCGGGGUACACGUUCAUGCUACUCGGUGCGCCAGUGAGUUGGGGCAGCAAGAAGCAGCCAAGUGUUUCGUUGUCCACGACUGAAGCUGAAUACAUCGCACUCAGCUUGGCGAUUCAAGAGGGCAAGUGGAUUCAUCGUCUGCUUUGUGAGAUCGUGAUGGCUGCCAAUGAAGAAGGACCGGAACUCAUGAUUCAUGAAGACAAUCAGUCAUGUAUCAAGAUGACGAAGAACCCGGUCAACCACGGCCGUGCCAAGCACAUUGAUAUCAAGUACCAUCACAUCCGUGAUGAGGUCAAGCGCGGUGAAGUGAAGCUCAAGUACUGUGAAACUGCGGUGAUGUUAGCGGACAUCAUGACGAAGGGACUUCAUGGACAUCGCCACAUGGAGAUGACGACGGCUCUCGGGAUUCGUGAGCAUUCGGAUUGA
Molecule: messenger RNA, 2151 nt
Organism: Peronospora matthiolae
Lineage: Eukaryota; Oomycota; Peronosporomycetes; Peronosporales; Peronosporaceae
Source: the annotation of a GenBank genome assembly